AAACAACAAAAGGAAGAAGAUUAAGCUUUUCAAUGCUGUGUUCGUCACAACAGUCCCAAUAUUUGCCCGAUUAUAGAAACACUGAGUAUUGCAGAGAGAGAACUAGGAGCAACACUUUCCUCCAUACAGUAGUGAAAGCUGUCCUCAAUGUCCUGCCCUGCCCUCAGUGGUGGAUUCUACCAAGAUGACCGACACCAACAGCCAAUCAGAUUCAAUAACUGAUUGCAUCAAAUGUUUAAGCCCCAUAUCUUCCGCUGAGGACAUCAAGGUUGAAUCUGUGACGGACAGCUCUGAUUACACAGGUGUAGAUCCAGUGUCACAAACUAUGUAUUUGCUGUGCAGAGAACAAAUGGACAUACUAGCCAACAUGAAGGUGGAUGAGGAAGAUGGGGAGAGGCAGAGUGUGGAAAUGGAGAGAAACCAUGUUGUGAAAGAUGAAGAGGGACUCUGGAAGGGGGAAGAAAAAGAGAGGGAUGGACACGGGGAGGGACGUGUAACUGAUCAAGUAGCCCAACCUCAGAAUUCUGUGAAGAACGGAGUAAAACCAGAACACGGAAAACAAGAAGGGUGGGAGCUUUCUAAUCUGGUCACUUCCUGUCUGCUAAAACAGCCUAGAGUGCUGAUUCAUCGACUUGAAAUUGCCAAUAUUUCAGUUUCUGGGUCAUCACCUCUUCGUUCCAUGGCCUGCAAAAGAGAUCGGCGAGCGGCAUCUCCAUGGAGACAGCAUGAGCUCUCACCACUGAGAGGAAACGGAUCACUGAGACAGAAGGGUCAGGUCGUGACCUGGAAGAGGAAGACCAUUGGCCAGUUGGAGAGACCCCUGAAACUGCUUCCAACUUCAUCAGAGAACGGGAUCUGUGCUGAAACCUCCCUAAUUACUCCUGUCAUCUCCCCCAAGAAUCAUCAAAACACAGAGCAAGCUGCUGAGAUGUCGUCUCAGGUCUUUGCCUGCACCCAGUGCCAAUUCGUUCACACAGAAGAAGUGAAUCUUCACCAGCAUAUUGGGAAGGUUCACCCAGAGGAGCUCAGCAAGACAGUGGGGUCCCAACAACCUUCCAGCAGCACACAUCAGCACCCCACCCCCGCCAAGACACUCCCCACCCCAGCACAGUCCCACACAAGCACUCCAUGGUCCCAGUGUGGGAAGAGUUUAAUAUACAAAUCACAGCUGAGAACAGAGAAGAAAAUGAAAAAAAAAGAGCGGACAUUUCAGUGCUCCCAGUGUGAGAAGCGUUUUGCUUGGGCAAAUAAACUGAGAGUACAUCAGCGAACUCAUUCUGGUGAACGGCCAUACCACUGCUCCCAUUGUGGGAGAACUUUUGCACAGUCAAGUACUUUGAAGCAACAUCAGCGAACUCAUACAGGGGAGCACCCAUACCACUGCUCCCAGUGUGGGAAGAGUUUCACUCAGUUGGGUAAUUUGAAGCAACACCAGCGAACUCAUACAGGUGAACGGCCAUACCAGUGCUCCCAGUGUGAUAAGAGUUUUGCCCUGUUGGGUAAUUUGAGGCAACACCAGCGAACUCAUACAGGUGAACGGCCAUACCAGUGCUCCCAGUGUGAUAAGAGUUUCACUAAGGCAGAUAAACUGAAUGCACACCUGAGAAUUCAUACAGGGGAACGGCCAUACUACUGCUCCCAGUGUGGGAAGAGUUUUGUUCGGGAAGAUUUACUAAAGGUACAUCAGCAAACUCAUACGGGUGAAAGGCCAUACCAUUGCUCUCAGUGUGAGAAGAGUUUUGCUCAGUUUAAUCAUUUGAAGCAACACCAGCAAACUCAUACAGGUGAACGGCCAUACCACUGCUCCCAGUGUGGGAAAAGCUUUACUCAGUUGGGUACUUUGAAUCGACACCAGCAAACUCAUACACGGCACGUGCACCCAGUUUGGGAAGAGUUUCUGUCAGUCAAGUGACCUGAGAAAGCACCAGCCAACUCAUACACGUGAAAGGCCAUAUCAUUGCUUCUAGUGUGGAAACCUUUUCGCUCAGUUGAGCAGUUUGAAUCGACAUCAGAGAACCUGUAUAAAACCUUUAUCAGUAUAAGUGUACUAUUGUCAAGGUUGGCUUUUUAAGGGUUGAACUACUGUGUGUUUAACCCAAUAAGUCAAGUGGGUUUAUUUGCAUUCGUUAUCAAUAUGGUCACACAAUAUACCAUUU
Molecule: messenger RNA, 2156 nt
Organism: Conger conger (European conger)
Lineage: Eukaryota; Metazoa; Chordata; Actinopteri; Anguilliformes; Congridae
Product: zinc finger protein ZFP2-like
Exons: 4
Coding region: 185-1912 (575 amino acids)
Biological process (GO): regulation of transcription by RNA polymerase II
Molecular function (GO): RNA polymerase II cis-regulatory region sequence-specific DNA binding; DNA-binding transcription factor activity
Source: RefSeq, a predicted model, not a curated record